AGUCGGAGGAAAAGAGACGAGGUCAGGCGAGCUUGCCAGCAUGAAUCUGUGUCUGACCGCCCUCUGCCUUAGCUUGGGACUGGCCUUCGGCGCUCCGAGAGCAGACCACGAUCUGGACAGCCACUGGCAGCUGUGGAAGUCGUGGCACAACAAGGACUACCAUGAGAGAGAGGAAAGCUGGAGAAGAAUGGUGUGGGAGAAGAACCUGAAAAUGAUUGAGCUCCAUAAUCUGGAUCACACAUUAGGGAAACACAGCUACAAGCUGGGAAUGAAUCAGUUUGGUGACAUGACAACUGAGGAGUUCAGACAGCUGAUGAAUGGCUAUGCCCACAAGAAGUCAGAAAGGAAGUACAGAGGAUCCCAGUUUCUUGAGCCCAACUUCCUGGAAGUGCCACGAUCAGUAGACUGGAGAGAGAAGGGAUAUGUAACUCCAGUUAAAGACCAGGGUCAGUGUGGCUCUUGCUGGGCUUUCAGCACAACAGGAGCUCUUGAAGGGCAGCACUACAGAAAAACUGGCAGACUUGUUUCACUGAGUGAACAAAAUCUGGUGGACUGCUCUCGACCUGAAGGGAAUCAGGGCUGCAAUGGUGGUCUCAUGGACCAGGCUUUCCAGUAUGUGCAGGAUAAUGGGGGCAUUGAUUCAGAGGAGUCCUACCCAUAUACAGCAAAGGAUGAUGAGGACUGUCGCUACAAGGCAGAGUACAAUGCUGCUAAUGACACUGGCUUUGUUGACAUCCCUCAAGGACAUGAAAGAGCGCUCAUGAAAGCAGUAGCAGCUGUGGGUCCAGUGUCUGUUGCUAUUGAUGCAGGCCACUCUUCAUUCCAAUUCUAUCAGUCAGGUAUCUACUAUGAACCAGACUGCAGCAGUGAAGACCUUGACCACGGUGUUCUGGUUGUAGGUUAUGGUUUUGAGGGGGAAGACAUAGAUGGGAAAAAAUACUGGAUUGUUAAGAACAGCUGGGGUGAGAAGUGGGGUGACAAAGGUUAUAUCUACAUGGCCAAGGACAGGAAGAACCACUGUGGAAUAGCAACAGCUGCUAGCUAUCCACUUGUAUAACUUGAAGACUGAACAUUUCAGUGCAAGAGGGGAUUUAAAGAAUGACCAAACCCAUGUUCACACAUGUGGUGACUUGUGUCCUUCAAAGGUUAACUUGAUUUUUUUUUUAAAGUUUUGAAGUAUGUUUUACAUGUUGGUGACAUGCCACUUGUUUUAAAUUAAUGUAAAUGUUGGUAUGUAAACAGCUUGUAAUAUUGCUGGCUUUUAACUGCUUAAUCUAAUA
Indicator indicator is the source of this 1280-nucleotide messenger RNA. RefSeq names its product cathepsin L (gene CTSL). Gene Ontology annotation, biological process: immune response. NCBI's taxonomy places the organism in Eukaryota, Metazoa, Chordata, Aves, Piciformes, Indicatoridae. The record is from RefSeq and is a predicted model, not a curated record. Bases 41 to 1057 code for a protein of 338 amino acids. Gene Ontology annotation, cellular component: lysosome. The transcript is spliced from 8 exons. Gene Ontology annotation, molecular function: cysteine-type endopeptidase activity.